Messenger RNA from Naegleria gruberi, 1428 nucleotides. RefSeq lists its product as uncharacterized. NCBI's taxonomy places the organism in Eukaryota, Heterolobosea, Eutetramitea, Acrasida, Naegleriidae. Gene Ontology annotation, biological process: peptidyl-serine phosphorylation; chromosome segregation. The record is from RefSeq and is a predicted model, not a curated record. Gene Ontology annotation, molecular function: ATP binding; protein serine/threonine kinase activity. Gene Ontology annotation, cellular component: nucleus. The transcript has 2 exons. The coding region runs from base 1 to 1428 and encodes 475 amino acids.
AUGCUUGCACCACAGAAACGAGUUAGUGAUUUUGGAGAUGGUGGACAAAUAGAUCAAGUUCAAGUUGAAGAAACCACACCAAAUCUUAUAACUUCCAUCAUACGAUUGAAACAAUUUCGCAUCAAAGGACGAUCAUUUGAAUUUCAAGAAGUGUUCGAAAAUCCAAAAAGUGAUACUUUGGUUUGUAAAUGUUUGGGUGAUGAUGGACAUGAAUACGUUGUUAAAAUUAUUAAACUAAUUGAUGGAAUAUUUCCAAGUAAUGAUCCAAAUGAUACUUAUUCAGAUGGUUAUCAAGUAGGAGAAUGGAGAUUUGCUGAAACUGUGAAACAGUUGUUCGAUUCUAGUGUGGUAACUUAUGAGGUUUCGGAACUAAUUGGUGAAGAAAUUGUACUUGUAUCAGAAUACAGAGGAAUGGAUAUGAAAAAAUAUGGAAAGAACAAAUCAGGAAAAUUGUUUUUAUGUGAAGCGAUUCAAAUUUUAAUUAGAAUUGCUAAUGCAUUAUGCCAACUCUAUAAGCAUAAUAUAAUUCAUAGUGAUAUCAAACCUGCAAAUAUCUUUAUUACUUUUGAGCCAACCAGUUAUUCAUUUGAUGUCAUUGAUGCUACAUUGGGUGAUUUGGGAAUAGCCAGAACUGUUUUAUCAAAAGGUCAGCCAAUUUAUUCAUCUAAUAUAUUUUCUACUCCUGAUACUGCACACACAUACUUAACACAGCACGGAACAUGUGGUUAUAUUGCACCAGAAUGUUUUAAAGGAGAACAAUGUUUAUUAAGUGCUGUGAAAAAAAAUGGCUUCGCAUUUGAAUUUGUUGAUGAAUUAUUAAGAAAAGAUAGAGAAAUUGUAUUGGAAGCAGUUAAACAAAAUGGAUAUGCACUUGAAUAUGCUGAUAGGUCAUUUAGAAAAGAUAGAGAAAUUGUACUGGAAGCAGUUAAACAAAAUGGACGUGCACUUGAAUUUGUUGAUGAAUCAUUAAGAAAAGAUAGAGAUAUUGUAUUGGAAGCAGUUAAACAAAAUGUCUGGGCACUUGAAUGUGCUGAUGAAUCAUUAAGAAAAGAUAGAGAAAUUGUAUUGGAAUUAUUAAGAAAAGAUAGAGAAAUUGUAUUGGAAGCAGUUAAACAAAAUGGCUGGGCACUUGAACAUGUUGAUAAAUCAUUAAGAAAAGAUAGAGAAUUUGUAUUGGAAGCAGUUAAACAAAAUGGACGUGCACUUGAAUAUGCUGAUGAAUCAUUGAGAAAAGAUAGAGAAUUUGUAUUGGAAGCAGUUAAACAAAAUGGACAUGCAUUUGAAUAUGUUGAUAAAUCAUUAAGAAAAGAUAGAGAAUUUGUAUUGAAAGCAGUUAAACAAAAUGGAUGUGUAUUUGAAUAUGUUGAUGAGUCAUUAAGAGAAAUUAUAUUAGAAGCUGUCGUUAAUGCUGAAACACAGAAAUUAUGA